AGGACCAAAACAAAUGAGAAGCUGUUUAAUUUAAGAUGACACAAGUUUUAAAAUUGUUCUGUAAAUCCGGAUGUGGAUGGAGCGGUUUGAUGACGUGUUUCCGCGGUUGCCAUGGCGGCGCGUUUUCAAGCACGGAAGAAGCGCGAGACAAACAAACGUGAGAUGUCCGUGAGCAGACAGGAUGAUGAUGAUGUGGAGCCACUUCUUCCAUCAGCUCUUCAUCAGUCUUCUCUUGUGAUGCGCUCGUGGCCGUCUUCUCCUCCAGCAGCGUCUCACAAAGUCUCCUGUGGUCUCUACCGAUCAAUGCAGCGCACCCGACAGCGGGAGGUCAUGGGUCACACUGCAGCCAGGCUGCUGUCAUUCAUGUCCUCUCCUGAUCUCAGAGCCACGCCCCCUCUCUAUUCUCAUGGGCUUAAAGAGGCACGGGAGGCGGGACACCUCGAGGACUCCUCCCGUGAUGUGAUUGGCUCUGGAGUGCAGGAGGCAGGUUCAGAGGUGGAUUCAGAAGGUGAUGGACUGUUACACGAGAUGGACCUUCAUCUGCAGAAGAGCCUGAACGGAUCAGCACAGAGAACGAGUGGCAGUAGGCAUAUAGAGGAGAUGGAGAAUGUGAGGACUCAUUUACAGUCCAUACUGAGAUCAACAUCAACAACUCCACACAGACACGAGUUUGGGGCUCCUGUGUCAGGACACAUGCUGGACGAAUCACCUGACAGCGACUGCACCUCACACCUGCUCCGUGGUGAGAUGGAUGAGUUGUUUCCUCUGUAUUCUCGUCUUCAUGUGGACUCGAGCCGCAGUGUGUCUGAGCUUCAGGUGUUAAGAGACAGUCUGGAGAGAGAGAGAUCACGUCGUAAGGUGUGUGAGCAGCAGGUGGCGUCUGUACAGAAUAAAGUUCUUCAGGUUCAGCAACAGUUCACACUUGCUGUGGCAGCUGACCGCAAGAAAGACAUCAUGAUCGAGCAACUUGACAAGACGCUAGUGAAGGUUGUGGAGGGGUGGAGGAGACAUGAUCAGGACCGGAGCGAUGAGAUAAAACUUCUGCAGGAUGAGAAACAGAAAGCAGAGACAACACUACACAAACAGAAAGAGGCUCUCGCUCAUGUGGAAGAAACUCUGAACAAACAACAGAAACACAACCAAGAGCUGCAGGACACCAACUCAAGACUGGAGAAGCAGGUGUCGGAGCUGCAUGAGUGUGUAGAGAAUCUCCGGCACCUGGAACAGAAACUACGCAGUGAUGUGCAGAGAGAGAGAGAAAAACUCCACAAACUCCAAACUGAGACUCACAACACAAAGACACAUCUGGAAGAACAAACACAAGAACUCCAGCGACAGAUUUUACACACCACACAACACCUGGAGAGAGAGAGAUCUCAGUUGAGGCAGGAGGUGAUUCUGCGUGAGGAGGCUCAGAGGAGAUCACAGCAGCUGCAGGGAGAUCUGGAGGAUAUGAGACGAGAACGAGACAGUUUGAAAGUGGAACGAGCCCUGGAGCAGGCGCGGUUCGAGUCACUGAAGUCUCAGAUGGAGGCGGAGUUUCGUCUGUCAUUAGAGCAAAAGCUCAAUGAUCAGCUAUCAAUCAUACAGGAGGAGAACAGAAUGCUAAACACACAACUGAGAGAACAUCACAGGAAGCAGCUGUUGGAUCUGAGCGCGAGACACGAGCGAGAUCUGUCCACACAACUGGAUCAGUUCAGAACACAACUACAGGAGAGAGACCUCAAACUCCAGCAGCACACACAACACUACCAAAACAAACUUUCAGAAAUGCAGGAGGAGUUGGUUUCUAUGGCCGCAUCAAAAAAGAGGCUUGAGAUGCAGAGGGAGGAGCUUGUGUCUCGGCUUCAGGGAAUGAUGCGCUCUCAUUGGGCGGAGGCUUUAAAGCUUUUGACCAAUCCUGGGCAGAUAGAGAAUAUUUUUGUUCCUCCUCUGUGGGAAGCUUAUAAAAUCUCCUGUCAUCCUGAAGACACAUCGAGGAGUGACACACACCUGCCAGGUGCACAGGCUGUUGUUCUGAAUCUUUCCAGAGAGAGAGAGAACGAGCGAGAGACACAAUCUCAUUCUGAUGUGUUAAACUACAGUCAUUCAUUUACACCUCUGGAGCCUGUGCUGGACCACACUCAUCUGACAGCUGUCAGUGACUGCAGUGCAUUGUGGGACAGACCUGUGAUUUCAGAGGAAGGAGGUACCUGCACAGAGAGACAGAUGAAAGAGAGAAAACCCAGUCAAAGCAGAACAGAUCAAAGCCACGCCUUCACAGAGACAUUCACCAAUCAGAACUCUAGCUCAGAGAGUGGGUUGACCAGAGGUGGAGCUUCUGCAGUAUUGUUCAGUAGUGAGUCAAAGAAGACUCCGAUCACCAAAGAGGAAGCCCUGUCCUCUAUUCACGAAGACAGACGGAGUGAGCUGCAGUAUUAUGUGUCAAAGCUUCUGGAGUGUUCCCCUGGAGACCCAACGGAGGAGCCAAUCAGAGAGCAGCGCUCAGCUGACAUCACUGACCCUACUACGUACACACACCGCACACAAACUGCAGAGCUUCAGCAGGUCUGGUGAAGGUGGAGUAAACACAGAGAGAUCAAACCUGGAGCACAAAUCAGAUGACAAGACAGAGGUGUCUGUGUGCUCUCAGCGUGCCGGUUCUCAUGUGGUUCAGAACAGAAGACCAGUGGGUCGCAGAGGCGGAUCUCAGCGAGUGUGGAGAUGAUUUUUCUCUUCUCAUUAUUAAUUUAAUGAAUUUAAUGUAUUUUCGUAUGUUAUAAAAUGUUUGAAAUAAAACUCUUACUGGACUUUACA
Molecule: messenger RNA, 2796 nt
Organism: Triplophysa dalaica
Lineage: Eukaryota; Metazoa; Chordata; Actinopteri; Cypriniformes; Nemacheilidae
Gene: cntrob
Product: centrobin, centrosomal BRCA2 interacting protein
Biological process (GO): mitotic cytokinetic process; regulation of cilium assembly; centriole replication
Cellular component (GO): centriole; centrosome
Source: RefSeq, a predicted model, not a curated record